This is a messenger RNA of Triticum dicoccoides, 3029 nucleotides long. RefSeq names its product type IV inositol polyphosphate 5-phosphatase 7-like. The record is from RefSeq and is a predicted model, not a curated record. NCBI's taxonomy places the organism in Eukaryota, Viridiplantae, Streptophyta, Magnoliopsida, Poales, Poaceae. Bases 835 to 2529 code for a protein of 564 amino acids. Gene Ontology annotation, molecular function: phosphatidylinositol-4,5-bisphosphate 5-phosphatase activity; phosphatidylinositol-3,4,5-trisphosphate 5-phosphatase activity; inositol-polyphosphate 5-phosphatase activity. Gene Ontology annotation, biological process: phosphatidylinositol dephosphorylation. The transcript is spliced from 14 exons.
CUACCUCUCCCCCGUCCCCUCCUCCUGCUCGCCCCCCUCUCCUUGAACCCAGAGACCGCGCACCGCAGAGCAGAGCAGCAGCGUGUCCUCGUGCUCUCUCCUCCCCCUCCACGACCCUCCAGCGCCGCCGGCGCCCCGCGAGCUCGCUCCUCGCAUUGCGCGCGACGUGGGCGGCCGGCUCACACAGGCGCCCGGCUCCGUGUCCUCCGCCGGGUUCCUUGGAUUCACUUCCUUUCUCCCAGGUGCCGGCCAGCCCCUCCCCCAUUUAUUUCCGCUGCCCCUUCCCCGCCCCUGCCGGCCCCCGGGCGUUUCUGCACGGCCCGGCCAUUAACUCCCGCCCGCCACCGGCAUUGAUCCGGCCAAGCCUUGUGAGCUGGGCGUCUGGUGGGCGUGAUUGCAGGAGCUUUCUCUUUACAGGCUCGUGUCGCCGGCCUCUUUUUGGGCCGUCUUUAUUAAUCCUCGGCUCCGGUUCCUGAAUCUUGCCGUCUCUGCUUCCGUUCUUGAUCUCGUCCCCCCACCCCCAAAUACGCCAUCCGUUGGUCCUUCUUUUCCCCAUCAACCACCCCUCGAGGGAUUCUUCUUGCUCCUUUUGUCCGAGCCGCCGAGCAAUUCUUGGGAAUUCCUGCUUCUCCUUCCCUGUGCGGAAUCUUCCAAACAAGGGGUGAAAAAGGGGGACGGAGAGGAAGAAUCCGCCCUCCUCCCUUUUGCUUUAGGAUAACUACUAUAAACUGUUCUUAGUGGGGGUGCUAGAGAAAGGGGGCGAAAUUGGGAGGGGAUUGGAGGGAGGAGCCGUCACAUCCCAUCCCUGGACCUGCAUGAGGAAGCAUUGAGACAAUGAGAGAUGAGACUCCAACCAAAAACAGGCUGUCCUGGUCCAAGACCAUUGUUAGGAAGUGGUUCAACAUCAAAACAAAAGCCAAGGACUUCCAUUCAGAUUAUGGAGUCGAACAAGUGGGGAUGCAGUGGAGGACCAGUUUCUCAGAGAGGGAUGUGUGCAAGACCAAGAAGAGCAGAACAGAGAGGUUGCCCAGGAAGAACUCGGAUCGGGACUGUCGAGCAGGAAAUGGGAUCGACCGCGCCUACAUCACAAACACGCAAGACUACAGGGUCUUUGCUGGUACAUGGAAUGUGGGAGGAAGGUCACCAUCCAGUCAUCUGAACCUGGAGGACUGGCUGCAUACUUCUCCUGCUGCUGAUAUAUACGUCAUUGGGUUUCAGGAAAUUGUUCCUUUGAAUGCUGGCAACGUCCUGUUGACCGAAGACAACGGUCCAGCGAAAAAGUGGGUUUCUCUUGUGAGAAAAACGCUAAAUAAUCUAGAUCUCCAGGGCUCUGCUGGGUACAACUACCACACCCCGUCGCCGGCUCCGGAACCUAUCGCGGAGCUUAAUGUUGAUUUCGAGAGAUCAUCGAGGAGACAAAAGAACUCUUCAUUCUUCCAUCGGCGUUCAUUUCAGUCCUUGGGUCGAAGCUCAAGAAUUGACAUGAUGGAUCCUCACUCCCUAGUGGACCGACGGUUCAGUGUUUGUGACCGGAUUAGCUUUGGGAGCAGGCCGAGCGAUGUUGACACCAGUAUGAGGUGUGGUGGGUCCUCUGAUGAUGAGAACAUGGACGAGGAAUCACCUGGUGGCACCUUCUUCUCACCAAUGCCAUGUGGAUAUGGUGCUCCACUAUCAACAGAUGACAAUAACAGGCGGUUGGUAAACUCCAACAGGUAUUGCUUAGUUGCUAGCAAGCAAAUGGUUGGAGUUUUCCUGAUGGUAUGGGUGCGGAGUGACAUAAGGGAGCAUGUGAAGAACUUGAAGGUGUCGUGUGUUGGUAGAGGCUUGAUGGGAUAUCUUGGAAAUAAGGGAUCAAUAUCAAUCAGUAUGUCUCUGCAUCAGACAAGCUUCUGCUUUGUUUGCACACACUUAACAUCAGGUCAAAAAGAUGGCGAUGAACUUAGAAGAAAUGCGGAUGUGGUGGAAAUAUUGAGAAAAACCAGAUUCCCACAUGCUCAUGGUGCACGCGACGAGAAGUGGCCAGAGACAAUCCUUGACCAUGAUCGAAUAAUAUGGCUCGGGGAUUUGAAUUACCGGAUAGCGCUUUCCUAUCGCUCUGUGAAGGCUUUGGUUGAGAUGCACAAUUGGAAACAAUUGUUGGAAAAAGAUCAGCUUCGUAUAGAGCAAAGGUUUGGUCGGGUAUUCGCGGGCUGGAAAGAAGGCAGAAUUUAUUUUCCACCCACGUACAAGUACUCGUACAACUCCGACAGAUACGCGGGCGAUGAUAUGCAUCCAAAUGAGAAGCGGAGGACACCCGCAUGGUGCGAUCGGAUUUUAUGGUAUGGCAGAGGCCUAAACCAACUAUGUUACGUCCGCGGCGAGUCCAGAUUCUCGGACCAUAGACCCGUAUACAGCAUUUUCACGGCGGAGGUUAAACUGCCGAGCCAGGCCCAGUUCGGCAGCUUCACUCGCUCCAGCUCCCUAAUGGGGGUGGAUGAAGUGGCAUACCCAACUUAUCCACGCAGUUACACAGAUAUCAACUUUUACUGAUUGUGCAUCCCCAUGGAGCCAAGACAUUCUUUCUUCGGUGCCAGAGUAGGAGUAGACCUGAUGUGUCUGAUGAAAACUUCAUUCCUCCCAAGAUUCCAGCAACUGGAAUAUUUCCAGGCAACAGAUUGCAGAUACUCUAGUCAAGAAGACGCCUUGUAAUUCCAGAUGUAGGAAGAUUUGCGCCGUUCGUUCUGCACAGUUUUGAUUGAUUCUAACCAUCGUCCCCGGCAGUGUCGGGCACAAAUUUCGCUUGCAAACCAGAAUGCAGGACGGCUCUGGCUCUGAUUUAAGCUAGUAGAUAGAGUAGUCACUGACAGCUGAAGCUAAUUUUGUGGCGUGCCAUUUGGAUUUUUCCCCUUUUCCUGAGCGGUUUGUGACUCUGGAAGGGAAGUUUUUUUUUUACUUGUCUCCCGAUGUAAAACAAGAGCCGCUUGGAUCGGCUCAGCUCAGUCAUUUUAGUGACCAAAAAGAAGAAAGAAACAGCCACCAUUUGUACAGCA